Messenger RNA from Syngnathus typhle (broad-nosed pipefish), 2155 nucleotides. Its product is annotated as adenosine receptor A1-like. Gene Ontology annotation, biological process: G protein-coupled receptor signaling pathway. The transcript has 3 exons. The record is from RefSeq and is a predicted model, not a curated record. Gene Ontology annotation, molecular function: G protein-coupled receptor activity. The coding region runs from base 156 to 1310 and encodes 384 amino acids. NCBI's taxonomy places the organism in Eukaryota, Metazoa, Chordata, Actinopteri, Syngnathiformes, Syngnathidae.
AAAGCACUCGGCGUGGUGAUAACGGUUAGCUUCCACUUUGUGUGCUGUGCGAGCGUCUCAUUUACAUAUUUCACCGGCUGGCAGAGGUGGCGGCGUUGCCCUUUGCACAUCUCGGACAGAAAGGGCGGCCAUGAUACAACAUUUACACAAUUGAUAUGUUUGCACAGAAAGGUAUGGAAUUUUUGUGGCUGUACUCGUUUUGCCAGUGCAUGGUGUCAUUGAGCACCAUUGUGGCGAGCGUGAGGCUAUGCAUGGCGCUGGGCGGGAGCCGGGCUGCCGGACCCUGGGGCGGCAGUGUGGCCCGCUGCCUCGGCCUGUGCUUGGGCUGGGUGGGCGCCAUUGGGGGCGCGCUGGAGAUCCCUGUCAUUGUCUUCCUCAACUUGAGGACCCCGCAGUGCUUGUAUACUUGCAUCACCCUGGUGUGCUGCCCCCUGCUGGUGAGGCAGUUCACUGUGUGCCUGCUGUUGCUGCUCACGCUGGACUGCCACCUGCAGCAUCGCUGGCCCGGCAGGUACUCGGCUCUGGUGACCCGUCAGCGCGCCUUGUGCGUUGCGCUUCUGUGCUGGAUGGCUUCUGUCCUGACAUCGUUCGGCCAGUUCAUUGACUCCGAGGUCCUCGACGGGUGGGGCAGGAAGGGCCAAGAUCAGCACACGGCCAGUCUCGGUUCGGACGGCAACCGAACCACGCCGCCGCCCGCUCUCUCUAAAUACGCCCAGCAGCGGAUGGUCAUCGGGAAGUACCUUCCGUACGGAGGCUUCCUGUCCAAGUUUUACGUGGAGGACUUGCGUAAUUUCACCUAUGCCGAGAUUCACAGCAGCCACUGGGGUGUUUGCGCCCCUGACACCAUCCUCAGCCCCCAAUUCUUGGUCUAUGUCCACGGAACGGCCGUGUUCACGCUACCCUUGCUUCUCCUGUUGUUUCUUUAUGUCGAUCUUAAAUGCAAAAACGUCAAGCAGUCGGACGCCUCAUUGAGGCCGCGCCGUCUGGCUCUGUCCGUCUCCUUCUUAGUUGUGCUCUGCUUGCCGCUCCAAAUCAUCCACGCUGUCUUGCUCUUCGCCCCUGGCGCCGCCGUGCCCUCCUGGCUUCACGCCAUGGCUGUUUUCUUCUUCCAGCUGUAUGGCCUGGUGCCCCAGGUUCUCUUCACUCCCCCCGAGAAACGAGAGGGUGAGCAGGGUGCAACCUUUGCCCUCUCUGCUCCUCCACCGCCCACAGGGAAGACGGUUCAGAAGGCCUUGUGUGAAGCAGCACGCGCCGCUUCAUGGGUCUCGGCUAAAAACUCCCUGAAAGCUAAAGUCUGCCCUGAGGUCUGACAUCCAAAGCAUAUUCAAUAAUGCCCUUGAGAAAAAGUUUGCCCAGAACUCUGAAAUCUAGAGGCUCCUUCGUCCAUUUGAAUAUUGAAUUAUCCUCAUGGUGGAAACAUGUUGUAAUUGGCCAGUUUUUUUUUCUCAAUGUAAACAUGUGUCUAUAAUGUUUCAUCAUCACCAGAUGGCUGAAACAGUCCCCUCUUUGCAACUUCAUUGACUUUGAAGGCUCUCAAAGAGUAAACAAAGCAAUACGCUAUUAGUUUGUGUGUUUUUUUUUUUAGCUAAUCAUUAACCUCGUGCACAGAUGCUCAGAGUAGCUUGCAACUGAAAAGGCCACUUCAUUAUCGUCGCCCACGCCAAAUGUCAGCUAGAAAAUUAAUCCUCCCGAUGAUGCCGGCAAUCACAGAUGUCACUUUUGCUGUCGCAGCCCAUCCUGGGUUUUUCCCCCCCCUCUAUUUUCCCCCCACGGCUCGUUUCAAGUUUCUGCCAAGACAGCCAGCCGUAAUAAACAUAUGAGUGACGGUGUUUAAUUAAACAUUGGCUAGCUAAUAACACUUUGGUCCAGCGAGGACGUCACCGCAUUACAAAGGAGGGGAACAUAAUUAACCUGCUUUUGACACAAUCUUGGUGGUUGUUUUGAUUACACUUGUAAAUACAAAGCGUCGCUUUCUUGUCAUGAAAAAAAUAAGACGGCCUGGCUCCCACUAAUUGCAUUGUUCAUCUCCAACCGCCAUUGAUGUGCAACAGAAUAUUAUUCUCAUCUUGACUUGUGCUGCUUCAAAUUGUAUUUUUCCUCCCCUUGUCACGUCGAUCUUCUGUGUCGAUCUUAUUAAAUUCAAUUGUUUUCCCUU